Molecule: messenger RNA, 1477 nt
Organism: Macadamia integrifolia
Lineage: Eukaryota; Viridiplantae; Streptophyta; Magnoliopsida; Proteales; Proteaceae
Exons: 4
Coding region: 324-1067 (247 amino acids)
Molecular function (GO): protein binding
Source: RefSeq, a predicted model, not a curated record
UUUUCCACGAAAUAAAACGGUAAGAAAUUAGAGCGCUCAAAGGAGUCGUUAUCACAAACAGCUCAAAAAUCCAUUUGCUUAGAUCAGAACUUCCGAAUCAAAACCCUAAUCCAAGUUCCGUUCUGAUCAACCCAACGGCUGGUCUCGUCUGGUUAGAGCGAUUGUCACACGCCAUAGUUUUGUUCUUCGGAGAAGAGAGAGAGAGAAGGGCUCAACGUCUCAUUCCUCUCUGUUUAAGGAAGGAGAGUGUCAUUAUUAACGCCUUUGUUGACUGUGAAGUGAAUAACACUGUAUGCCUUUGUGAUCGUUGGGAGCUCAACACAAUGUCAUGCUCAUCUGCAAGUAAUCUUUGGCUUCCCUGUUAUCAAUCUCCAUUUUUCUCAAAGCACAGCAAUACUGUUCUGGCAAUUUCUCAUGGGAGUGGAGAAGGGGUAUGUUGCUUGCGAGGUCAUCGUCAUCAUAGUUUAUGGGUAAAACCCAUGAUCCAAGUAACACCAUAUCAUGUGCCUUCCCACCUGCUUUCUUGGAGAUCUUGCCAUGCUAAAGGUGAAAAUUCAGAGGGUGCUUGGAGUGGUGAGAGCAUUGUCUUGGAUGAGCAAACAUUAGAACGGGACCUUCAGAUAGCCAUCGAGGAAGAAAACUAUGCUCGAGCAGCGAAAAUCAGGGAUAGCCUCCGGCGGCUUCAUGAGAACAGCAAGGCAUCUGUUUUAGCAGCAAAUAAUCGGUUCUACAAUUCGUUCAAGAAAGGAGAUAUGGCUGCCAUGCAAGCCCUGUGGGCAAAAGGGGAUCAUGUGUGUGUUGUGCAUCCUGGUGUCGGUGGGAUAUCUGGUUAUGAUCUAGUCAUGGGAAGCUGGGAGUUUGUGUGGGCAGACUAUGAAUUCCCAUUUGAGAUCGAGAUAAAAGAUGCUCAAGUUCAUGUCAGAGGUGAUCUUGGGUACGUGACAUGCAUUGAAGUGGUUAAGACCAAAGGCAGCAGUUGGGGGAAACAGUUUGUGACAAACGUAUUUGAGAAGGUUGAUGGUCAAUGGUUUAUUUGCGUCCAUCAUGCUUCACAUAUUGACUUGUGAAACAGAUUAAUUGUAAGAUUUGCUGCAUGAAGUUACUUUCUUUAAACGAACAACCCAGUGCACGAGGCUUCCGCUACUCAGUGUAUCGAGUUACUUUCUUCUAUUUGCAAAUAUAUAGUGUUGAGGGAGGUGAUGAGUUCUUUAAUUGGAACAAGGUUUACAUCUAUUUGAGGCAGCAUGAAACGGUCAUCCUGAUGGUGUUUUAACCUCUUCCAACAUUUGCAUGUAGCUGGCAUCGAAACGAAAUUCAGUUUUAGUAGUUACUUUGCUCAAGAGCCUACGACUUGGGAGGUGGAGUUGUGGAGCAAGUUUCUUUGUAACUUUUGUUGCUUAUUUGUAAGUGUAGGCUUAUUAUGUAUUUGAAAUUUUUUAUUUAUAAUAUUUGGUAAAAUUUUAAGUUGGUUGUUUAA